CCCAGAGCCAGACCCGGGCACAGCCCUCCGCUGCCGCCGGCUCUCAGCCCUGGGGCCGCGCCGACUUCUCCGCACUACUUCCCGCCGCCGAAGAGAAGCCCCUCCACAAAGGAGCGAGGCAGCGGGAGGCGGGGGAUACACGCACGCCCGGCCGUUCCGUCCGGAUGCGGUGAGCCCCAGGCUCGCCUCCAGGGCCGCGCCAGUGCGGGAGGGAAGAAGCGGAGCAGCAGCGGCGGUUCUCCCGCUGCCACCAUGGGCUGCUGCACGGGGCGCUGCACGCUGAUCUUCCUCUGCUCGCUGCAGCUGCUGGCAGCAUUAGAGAGACAAAUCUUUGACUUCCUGGGUUUCCAGUGGGCUCCUAUCCUUGGCAAUUUCCUACAAAUAAUAGUUGUCAUUUUGGGUUUGUUUGGAACCAUCCAGUUUAGGCCUCGAUAUAUAGUCGUGUACACGGUGUGGACUGCCCUGUGGGUCACCUGGAAUGUUUUCAUUAUCUGCUUCUAUCUGGAAGUAGGCGGGCUUUCUAAGGAAACGGAUCUCAUGACCUUUAACAUCUCCAUGCACCGCUCUUGGUGGCGGGAGCACGGGCCCGGCUGCAUACGAAGGGUGGUGCGUCCCUCUUCCCCUGGCAUCCUAGAGGAUUACUCCUACGUCUCCGUGACAGGCUGCAUCAUUGAUUUCCAGUACCUGGAGGUCAUUCACAGCGCUAUCCAAAUACUCCUCUCCCUGAUUGGAUUUGUGUAUGCCUGUUACGUGAUCAGUAUUUUCAUGGAGGAGGAGGACAGCUUUGAUUUCAUAGGCGGACUUGACACAUACUCCUUCCGACAGCCCCCCCAGGAACAUGUUGAGUUAAAGCCUGUAAAGCCUGUAGGUCGAAGUAAGUAAUGAACGUGGACUCAAGACUUUUGCUGCUGUAGCUGAAGAAACAGAUUUUAGAAGAAAAGACCAACCUUGUGAAUCAUCCUUCUGGAAGAAACCCACCACAUCUGUUCCUCACAGCAUGUGGAUUAUUCUUCCCACAGGCUCAGUGUCAUUAUCAGCGUUGUUAUUUGGUAGAUCCUUGUAGAUGAUCUUGAAUUUUUAAAUGAUUUACUUAUAUGGACACUUGUAAAUUGUAAAAUUUUUUCUUUUUUAAUUUCAGUAUUUUUACAAUGUUUAGUGUUGAGGCAUGAAAACAAAACAACCUGUGAAAACUAGGAGGAGGGUGCAUCUUUUUCAAAAGUUCAGUAUUUUUUGACUGAGAGGAUCAUACUGUGCCUGGUCAAGAUUGUGUCAGUAAACAGUAAUUUUGACUCCAAAAUAUGCAGCGGGAGUCAAACUCCAACAGUGAUCAAGAGAUCAUUUCAGUGCUGUCUUUAGAAUUCACAAUGUCCACUCCUUGCAUUUUUGAACUGCUGUAUGCAGCAGGGAUUGAUGUAUGACCCUUCUUACCCAGAUGUUCAAGCACUAAUGUACUCACCUAAUUAUUGCAACCCAUGUAUGACUCCUCCUUUCCCAGUCUCUUUUGCCCCAAGUCCAUCUCGAGUAGCUGUCUCUGAUUUGGACAAAAGUAGGAUGACUGCUCAAUGGAUGUCCAUCUCUAGGAACCCUUACACCCAGGGCUGUUUAGAUGUCUGUGAUUUGCACAUUUUUAAACUCCUUUCCUCCCUUCUCCCAGGAAGAAGCCAAGCAUGAAUGUACAGUACAAGGCACCAACUGAAGCCUUAGAAGCCUCUGGGGACUAAUUUUCUCUUAAUUUAAAAGUAAACAAGCAAAACUGAAAAAUGUGUGUAAAAAUUUGUAAAGUUAUUUGUAAAUACUUCUAGACAAAGAACAUGUAUGUAACUGUGGUAUUUUGUUUUCUAUUCUGUCACCACUAGCAUAAAGUGAUACACAAAGCUAUUUUCUCUGGAGAGCUGUUUUUAACAGAACGCUUUGUUUCUUUCAUCUUAAUUACAGUAUUAAAGUGCUGUGUAGAUUUCUAUGCCCCAGAGAGUCUCAUCUCUCUACAGAGCUUAUGGGACUCAACAUUGAGCAGAAACAUCAUGAGGGUUUUGAGUCUGUUUGUGAUUUUGUACUUUUCUCAGUUAAGCCUUUCAUUGGCAGGGUAGCCAGGAAGGCUGUUCCUUCUGAUGUGUAUUUCUCUACCUCUGCACCAGAGGCUGAACAGUUGCCCACAGAGUUCCUCCACAGGCACCCUAAGAAACGUUCAGCUGAUCUAAACAACAUUCAGGUCCUGAAUUUUCAGUCUACUCUUCUAUCAUGUAUUUUCAAGUCUGAGCAGGUGAGAGCUAGAAGAGAGCUUGUCUCGAUUCUUUCUCUCCUAAAAUCUGUGUAAUUUACCAAUAUGAGCCUAUUGGGGGUGCUAAUGAAUACAGUGGAAGCAGAGUCUAAUAUUUUCAGGUGACAAGGGUCUUGUGGUACAUCCACCUGCUUUCCAGCUGGUUAACUUAAAGACCUCACCGACUUUGGAGAAAGCACAACCUGAACUUUGGUUAACUUUCCCUGAAACUGAGCAUGAUAUAAGUAUUAAGACAAAGUCAACAAGAAAUGGCAACUGGAGAAAACCCCUUCUUUAGUGUUUCUUGGGCUGGAUACACCUCAAAUAAAAUUCUUCAGCUGAACCCAGUGCUGCUCUCAGGACGGUGUGGGAAGAACAGGAAUGAGCACUACAAACCCCCAUUGAUGGCACAGGCUCAACACACAGUUCUGGCAGGGCUCUGGAAGUUUGUGUCUGAUUUUCUGCCAAGGCAUGUCUGCUGGACCAUGUCCUACAGAUUUGUCUGGAUGUGUCUAAAACCAAUCUUGCUGUAGGUCCUUCAGAACUGUGUGCAUGUCACAAAAAAUUCAGCAAAGGCAGAACCUGAGUUCUCUUCCAUUUGAAAUAUCUGUCACUUUUUAGCUAGGGAACACAAGGUAGUAUAUCCCAAAUACACUUAAAAUCUCAGAAUCAUUACCAAUACAGUGAGUGUGCCAUCUGUCUCACUUAGCAAACAGAACAAUCCUGAUUGAGAAGAAUUUGUCUUCAUUAGGACCAGCCAAAAUGCAGACUGAAAUGCCAAAGGAAACUGUCAUUCUUUUCUAAACUGAGACACCCAAAAUAGUAUCAA
Molecule: messenger RNA, 3086 nt
Organism: Serinus canaria (Common canary)
Lineage: Eukaryota; Metazoa; Chordata; Aves; Passeriformes; Fringillidae
Gene: NKAIN3
Product: sodium/potassium transporting ATPase interacting 3
Exons: 7
Coding region: 253-882 (209 amino acids)
Biological process (GO): regulation of sodium ion transport
Source: RefSeq, a predicted model, not a curated record